AUGGAUGAAGGGCGAAGAGGUAACGUGGGCAUUGCAAACCUGUCCCCGCUGCGGCGCCAGCGCUUUGUCAGGCUUACCCCAGGGUCCGCAGGCAGCGCCCACGCUUACACCGACCUGCAGGGACCAGAAACUGUUUCUCGUUCCCCGCCUAUAUCCCGAACAGCCGCCCCGGUCCCCGCCCCCCACCCCUCCCCGGAGUUCCCGCAGCCCACCAUUUCCGGCUCCAAAAUGGAAGGAGGGUGGAGAAGAAAUACCGGGAACGGUGGCCUAGACCCGAUGCAGAGUCCGCCAUCCCCAACCCAGGGUCACCCGUUGCGCGCCCCCUCCCGUCGCCCUGCAGGAAUCAGGCCGUUUCCUCGCCGUCUCCUUUUCUGGUCCUUCCCGUCCAGGCGUCGCCCGAUCGCCCACCUCCUAGGAGAUACCAACUGGUUUUUGAAGAUGGACCAAAAGACCACAGUCACACUCCUAGAGCUUGCUGCAAAGAGUCUGCUGAAUAAUGAGCCUGCAGCUAUCCAUGCCCUGGACGAAAUCCCAAGAGACCUCUUUGUUCCAUUGUUCAAUGCUGCCUUCUUGGGUGGGCAUAAGACGAUGCUAAAGGCAAUGGUGCGGGUUUGGCCUUUUCGCUGUCUCCAUAUUGGGUCAUUGAACACACGAGAGUCAUACUGUGACAUCUUGGAAGCCAUGAUUGAUGGUCUGCAGAUCCUCCCUGCCCAGAACUCUUCCUCUUGGGGGCCCAAACUGAGGAUCCUAGAUUUAAGGCAUGACCUGGACUGUGAGACAAUAUGCUCUGAGAUUGGGACCGCAUUCCCUUUCUGUUUUCAGUCAUGCAUUUACUCUCAGCACUCUAUCCUUAAGAUAGAGGAAGCUCAGCAUAGUGUCAGGUGCCUCGGGAUUGGUAAUUCCGGGUCUGAGCCUCAGUCAGCUCAGGAACCCAUGGAAUUACUAGUGGAUAUUUCCCUCAAUAGUACCUUGAGAACAGAGCAAUUCCUCUCUUUCCUUUGUAGUAAAGUUCAGCAGAACUUUGGGUCCUUGCACCUCUGCUGCAGAGGUUUGCGAAUCGAUAGAAUGUCUGCCCACAAAAGUAUCCUGCAGUUUCUGGAUCUGGGGUGCAUUGAGCACCUGGAAAUAGAUCAGGCUAAUCUGAGUGAAGUCGUCACCCUUUUGGCUCGGGUGAUCCACCUGAACAGCCUUACUCUGUGUAACAUCCCCUUUAAGUCUUAUAAGAGAAGGAACUUCAGAUCUUUUCUCCUCUGCCUUGGGCAGCUGGACAAUCUCCAGGAGCUCAGCUUGACUUUCUUCUGCCUCACAGAUCAACUGCACAAACUGCUCAGAGUUGUGCCACCUCAGUUGGAUACACUGUAUCUACCUUUCUGUAGCCUUUCUAACAGAGAUGUCACUGUCCUGUCCCAGAGCUCUCAGGCCACCCACCUAAGGGUAUUGAGUCUCAGUAACAACCAGAUCUUCUCAGAAGUUUAUGAGCCCUUCCAGACUCUGCUGGAGAAGGUCUCAAGCACCCUGCAACAUCUGGAGAUAAAUAAUUGUAUGAUAACUGAUUCUACUCUCUCUGCCGUCCUCCCAGCCCUGAGCCACUGUACCCACCUCCGUGUCCUUAGCUUUGCCUUCAAUCCCAUUACGAUGCCUGUGCUCAAGAGCCUUCUGCAGCACUUGACAUCCUUGACGAAGCUGAAGUAUGUGAUUUAUCCUGUCCCUGUCCAUUGCUACGAGGAAUGGAAUUUUCAUGACAGUUUGGACCGACAGAAACUUGCUGAAGUUCAGGCUCAGUUGGAGGCGAUGCUGCACGGGGCACAGCGGGACGACAUGAACUGGGCCACUUGUUCAAAGUGA
Eubalaena glacialis (North Atlantic right whale) is the source of this 1845-nucleotide messenger RNA. Its product is annotated as melanoma antigen preferentially expressed in tumors-like. Gene Ontology annotation, cellular component: cytoplasm. Bases 1 to 1845 code for a protein of 614 amino acids. The record is from RefSeq and is a predicted model, not a curated record. The transcript is spliced from 5 exons. Lineage: Eukaryota; Metazoa; Chordata; Mammalia; Artiodactyla; Balaenidae.